UCGAUCACAUCUCACAUCAAUUUCCAACACACAGACAGAACCGAUGGGAGCUCCUAAUCUGAGAGCGGUGGCUCUUAUCGCCGGCGAUAAAAACGUCCGAGGAUGUAUUCAAUUCAUCCAAGACACUUCCGGGACUACUCAUGUUACAGGAAAGAUCUCAGGACUGUCUCCUGGCUUCCAUGGAUUUCAUAUUCACUCUUUCGGUGAUACCACAAAUGGCUGCAACUCUACUGGACCUCACUUCAAUCCAUUAAAUCGAGUUCAUGGGCCACCGGACGAGGAAGAGCGUCAUGCUGGAGACUUGGGUAACAUUCUUGCAGGAUCAGACGGUGUUGCUGAAAUCUCGAUCAAGGACAAACAGAUACCACUUAGUGGGCAGUAUUCGAUACUUGGGAGGGCGGUUGUUGUACAUGGUGAUCCUGAUGAUCUUGGCAGAGGAGGACACAAGCUUAGCAAAUCAACAGGAAACGCAGGCGCACGAGUUGGAUGCGGUAUUAUCGGACUUCAAUCAGCUGUGGAUCCUAAACUUUAGCUUUUGAGAUCAAUGAACUACCCACACCAAAGCUACACUCAGUUUUUCAUCUGUAGAUGUACAUCAGAGACCAUAGUUUGUAUAUUGAUAUACUGUUUGAGACGCAGGUCAUAAUAAUGUAAGCCAAUACGUGAAUUCAAGUUAUCUUUAAAUCA
Messenger RNA from Raphanus sativus (radish), 687 nucleotides. RefSeq names its product superoxide dismutase [Cu-Zn] 3. Bases 44 to 532 code for a protein of 162 amino acids. NCBI's taxonomy places the organism in Eukaryota, Viridiplantae, Streptophyta, Magnoliopsida, Brassicales, Brassicaceae. Gene Ontology annotation, molecular function: copper ion binding; superoxide dismutase activity. The transcript is spliced from 7 exons. The record is from RefSeq and is a predicted model, not a curated record. Gene Ontology annotation, biological process: removal of superoxide radicals.